This is a messenger RNA of Fusarium redolens, 315 nucleotides long. RefSeq names its product mitochondrial ribosomal subunit S27-domain-containing protein. The transcript has 4 exons. Lineage: Eukaryota; Fungi; Ascomycota; Sordariomycetes; Hypocreales; Nectriaceae. Gene Ontology annotation, cellular component: mitochondrion. The coding region runs from base 1 to 315 and encodes 104 amino acids. The record is from RefSeq and is a predicted model, not a curated record.
AUGGAGUUCUAUCGCAGUGGAGGUAUCGAAGCUUUGGCGCAAUGCCAGGUCUUCGCGACCUCAUACAACCCCGAAGGCGUCCGCAUGGGUAACAAGGUCCUGCGACAGCGAUUAAGAGGACCGGCCAUGGCGGCGUACUAUCCUCGAAAGACAGCGACGAUCAAGGAUCUAAAGCGCGAGUUCGGACCGACGCUGGCUACCUGGGAUGAGGGCGAGGAGGACCGCUUCGAGUACAUUGAGGAGCUCAAGCUCCGCGGAAAGAGUGCACCCAAGAAGAAGAAGGGGCCUCCAGCUCCUACUGGCAAGAAGCGAUAA